Messenger RNA from Molossus molossus (Pallas's mastiff bat), 5531 nucleotides. RefSeq names its product BCL2 apoptosis regulator (gene BCL2). Gene Ontology annotation, molecular function: protein heterodimerization activity; protein homodimerization activity. Gene Ontology annotation, biological process: intrinsic apoptotic signaling pathway in response to DNA damage; negative regulation of intrinsic apoptotic signaling pathway; extrinsic apoptotic signaling pathway in absence of ligand. NCBI's taxonomy places the organism in Eukaryota, Metazoa, Chordata, Mammalia, Chiroptera, Molossidae. The coding region runs from base 1010 to 1594 and encodes 194 amino acids. The record is from RefSeq and is a predicted model, not a curated record. Gene Ontology annotation, cellular component: mitochondrial outer membrane. The transcript has 3 exons.
CGGGGUGCGCCGGUGGGGUGCAGCGGAAGAGGGGGUCCAGGGGGGAGAACUUCGUAGCAGUCAUCCUUUUUAGGAAAAGAGGGAAAAAAUAAAACCCUCCCCCACCAUCUCCUUCUCCCCACCCCUCGCCGCACCACACACAGCGCGGGCUCCUCGGCUCUGCACCGGCGGGCCGGGCGCGUCCUGCCCUCAUUUAUCAGGCAGCUUUUCGGAAAAUGCAUUUGCCGUUCGGAGUUUAAUCAGAAGAGGAGUCCUGUCCCCGUGCCCGGCGCGUCCACCGGCCCCCGAUCCCUGUCUCUCCCCCGGGGAGGCGUGAAGCGGUCCCGCGGGCAGGGGUCCAUGUCUGUGCCCGCUCGUGUGUGCGCGCGUGUAUAUUGCCGAGAGGGGGGGAAAUCACAGGACUUAUGCAAAUACUGGACUGAACAUUGUAAUUCAUCUGCCGCCGCCGCUGCCUUUUUUUUCUCGUGCUCUUGAGAUCUCCGGUUGGGAUUCCGGCGGAUUGACAUUUCUGUGAAGAAGUCGGGGACUAUCUGCCAGUUCUUCGCGUUUUCACCGCUCCCCCACGCACCCCCAACUCCAGAUUCACUUGGAAGUUCCACAGCAGCUAUCGCCCGGGCGUUCUGAAGAUCGAUGGGGUCCUUGCCUUACACAUUUGUUCUGUUUUCACGAAAAAGGAAACUUGACAGAGGAUCAUGCUGUCCUUAGAAAAUACAAGAUCGCGGAGGAAGUAGACUGAUAUUGACAAUAAUUAAUAAUAAUGUGCCUCAUGAAAUAAAGAUCCAAAGGGAAUUGAAAUAAGAAUUUCCUGCAUCUCAUGCCAAGAGGGAAACACCAGAAUCAAGUGUUCCGCGUGACUGAAGACACCCCCUCAUCCAAGAAUGCAAAGCACAUCCAAUAAAAUAGCUGGAUUAUAACUAUUCUUCUUUCUUUCGGGGCCGUGGGGCGGGGACGGGGGCAAGAGGUGCUGUUGGUAUCCGGCUGCCUUCCUCUGCUUUUCCUCGGGAGAAGGAUGGCGCACGCCGGGAGAACAGGGUAUGAUAACCGGGAGAUAGUGAUGAAGUACAUCCACUAUAAGCUGUCGCAGAGGGGCUACGAAUGGGAUGCCGGAGACGUGGGCGCCGCGCCCCCGGGGGCCACCCCCGCGCCUGGCAUCUUCUCCUCCCAGCCCGGACGCGCCCCCGCGCCCGCCAGGACCUCGCCACCGCCGCCCCCGGCCGCCCCCGCCGCCGCCGCGGGGCCAGCGCUCAGCCCCGUGCCACCUGUGGUCCACCUGACCCUGCGCCAGGCCGGCGAUGACUUCUCCCGUCGCUACCGCCGGGACUUCGCCGAGAUGUCCAGCCAGCUGCACCUGACGCCCUUCACCGCGAGGGGACGCUUUGCCACGGUGGUGGAGGAGCUCUUCAGGGAUGGGGUGAACUGGGGGAGGAUUGUGGCCUUCUUUGAGUUCGGUGGGGUCAUGUGUGUGGAGAGCGUCAACCGGGAGAUGUCGCCCCUGGUGGACAGCAUCGCCCUGUGGAUGACAGAGUACCUGAACCGGCACCUGCACACCUGGAUCCAGGAUAACGGAGGCUGGUUUUCCAGGAAACUGCUUUGACCGAGGCCGCAGAAGCGACGACUCGGGGUGAACGCGACCGGUGGCAGGAUGCAGAAGAGCCUGUUUAGGAAACCAUUUAUCUCACGUAGACAUACCAUCUGAGAUGACCUUUGUAGAAAUAACAAUGGCGAUAAUAACAGCCCUGCAGUCUUUACCCUGGCGUAAGAAACCAGUUGGGUAAUGAACGUGGAAUUUCUCUGGGAAACAGUCCGAGAAAGAGAUAGGCAGCUGAGAUAAAAUAACAAACUGUAAACUGCAUCACGUUGUGUUCUCUGUGGUUUUCCUUCCACACUCGCCUUCUCUGUUCUCCGCUGACUUUCCGCGUUUGCCGCCUGCAGAUCGGGCCACUGGGUCCCAGGGGGAGAGAGGUGUGUGCCCCCGAGGCUGUCACACCUCGCCUGGAGUUUGCCCCGCGCCAUGCGGCUGGAAGGAGGGGUCCUGCAGGGUGAACAUUGCAUCUGGGCGGGAGGCCUGUGGCUUCCAGGAAUGAAGGGUGGUGAGUUUGGUUUCCCAGGUGGCCCAUGGGCGGCAUCGGGCUCCGAGGCGCUCAGGUGUGCGUACCGUCAUGGCUCAUUACAGCCCCCCCGAAGCCGUGUUUUUGUGCCAUAGGUCAGAGUCCUAUAAAAUAAACUCUUGUCAUAACAAAGAAUGCAGCCGCCAGAUUACAUCUGGGUCUGCCCCCAAGGACUCUGCUUUUCUUGUCCUUGUGGGGAGGGGAUUCCAUGCUUAUGCUGAUUCUCAUUGGGGGCUGUCUUGCUCCACCACCCUCCUAGAUGGUGAUAAAUCGUGGUAAAUGGUGAUAAAUAAUGGUGGCCAUAGCCGUGUGGACACAGAGUGGGGCCUGGACACCCAGCCAAGAUCUCUUGGCUCUAAUUUUAUGCAAAUUCGCAGCAUGCAAAUGGUCUCGCAGUGAUGCAGGCCCAGGGACAGGCAGUCACGUGGAGGAAGGACACGUCUGCAGUGAGGCAGGUUAAAGGAGGUUUGGGGAGGAAUGGUCAGUCCAUCAGGAGCCUGCGCCAAGGGUGUCGUCAUGACAAGCAGCCUACAAGACAGGACUUCUAUGUUUUGAGAACAGGAGAAGGUCAACACAGACCUAAUGCUUCUUACAGUUCUUUAUUCCUCCUCUUGUCCCAAUGAUGUUCCAUGGUAUAGGCUGCAUCCAAACACUUGAGCAUCCCACAUGUAUUAACUGGGCACUGACUCACUACAGGGCUCUGUGCUGGGCACUACAGAAGGGCUCAUAGGCACCGUCGAAGUGUGGAGCCAUAUGCUAUGUCUAAAGUUUGCACCGUCCAGUAUGGAGCCACUAGCCACAUGUGGCUACUGGGCACGUGGUAUGUGGCUGGUCCAAACGGAGUGUGAUUGGAAAAAUGGAGUGUAGAAUACAUACCAGAUUUCAAAGACACAGUGUGAAAAGACAAGUGAAAUAUUUUAUUAGUAAUUUUUGUUAAUUGCACAUUGAAAUGAUAUUUUAGAUAGCAUUGGGUUAGAUAAAAUAAAUGUGGCCCCUAGCAAAUGUAAAAUUACGUAUGUGGCUCACAUGAUAUUUCUAUUGGGCAUAACUGGUCUAGACUUAUAACCAUUUAUUGUACAGGGUGGUCACCUUUUUAGUCCCAUGUCUGGAUAUCAUUAUGCAGGAGGGUAGAAAGGCCUUUCUGUUUUGCACAGACGGGGGAGAGUCAGGUGGUGUCGUGGCACAUCGUGUAACACUCGACGGCAUGCACUCACAUCCAGGUUCUUGUCGAUGCUGCUCGUGGUCCACUGAGGGGGCAGGGAAGGGCUGGCCACACAUGGGCAGUGAGUAUCUUGGAGUAUUGGAGGGGAGCCUGCCCACCUGCUCUGAGUCAGAGCUGGGAGGAGCAUUUCAGAGUUUUGACUUCUAGUCCAACUUCUGUUAAAAAUAUACUAAUAAUCACCCUCAGAAAUAUUGUUUGUGUUUCUGUACUAGAGGUAAUAGGACAGAGUCCUCCUUGGAAGUAACUAUGUAUGUGUGUUUUAUGUAUUAAAUGGACACAGCAUGUCCUGCAGGUAAUGUGACACAUUGGUCAUUGGAAAGGUUGGGCUCAUGUUGAAAUUGGAGACCCACGAGGUGAAGGCAGGGUUUGGGUAAUAGGCAUGUUGCCAUGAUAAGGAUGUUUCUUCUGUUGGGAGCCAUCUAUUGUCAUGUCAGAUUCUUGGCAGCAUGGAGCAAGGUUGGUGGAUCGCACCUGUCAGAAAGGCCUGAGAUUGAGUCAGUCACCCACGGGAUGGAAGGAUGGGUCACCCUGGACCAAAGAGACAAGGGAUCCGAUCCAGGAAGUCACCUCGGAGUUAUUUUAUUCACACACUUUUAACACCAGAGGUGUUAUACCCACAAUCAAUCAAUUCUCCAACCCUCUGGACACCAACCGGGUGUCCUAUAAUUUAACUCCAUUUUGACGCUAGCUUCCCGGGGUUAGCAUCGGGUCCCACAAGUGGAAGGCUCAGUCCCACAAGACUGCCGCCACUGUAGACCCCAGUCAGAAGUCUAGGCCACCCCUACUUCUUAAUGACCGGCUAGAAAUGAUAGACUUCCGUGACCCCCUCCUCACGUUGGAUAAUUUGUUAGAAUAGUUCGCAGGACUCAGGAGACACUUAACUUACUGUGGCUGGUUUGUUAUAAAGGACAAGUCAGAAACAGCCCAUGGAAGAGGUGCACAGGGCAAGGUAUGAAAGGAGGGGGUGGAGCUCAUUAACUUCCCAUCACCUUGACCUAUUUACCCACCAGGGAGCUCUCGGAACCCCGUAAUUUAGGGGCUUUAAUGGAGGUUUCGUAAGGUAGGCACAAUUGAUUAAAUCAUGGGCCAGCGAUGAUUAACUCGCUCUCCAGUCCCUCGCCUCUCCCUGGAGGUUGGGGUGGGGCUGGAAUUUCCAACCCUCCGGUCCUGCCUUGGACUUUCUAGUGACCAGUCCCCAUCCUGAGGCUGCCUAGGGAUCCCAACCAACAGUCAUCUCAUUAGCACACAGAAGACUCACCACUCUGGACCCUGCCAGGUCUUAGAAGCUCUUAUGUUAGAAACUGGGAACCAAGACCAAAUAGAAGAAAAACGCUCCUCUCACUCUGUCACUCAGGAAAUGACGAGGGUUUUGGAAGCUCUGUACCAGGAACGGGAGACAAGGACCAGACAUACCACCAUAUCACACACCCUCUAUUGAAGGAGGGUGGGGGCCACUCCUCUAGGGAACAAGAGAGAAGGUCAAGGUCAAGAACGGGAGUCGGGCAUGACGGGCGAGACCAGCGUAGCGUGGAGGGCGCUCGGGCCAGGGCUUCAGAUGGAUCCUCCGAGCCCUCCAGGCCUUGCUGCUCGGGGCACACCGCACACUUCUGAGCUUCAGGUUCUUCAUCUGCAGACAGGGAGUUGGGUUGGAGGGUCUCUCAUGAGAAAAAAAAAAAAAAGGUGUGAUUCUGUGAGUUUUGAAGUCCAGAUAACCCGCAAGAACAGCACGAACAAGCUAUCGAUGACACCACAGGCACUGGGUUCCGACUGCUGUUCUUUCUUCUACGACACUUGGGGGCACCGAGGUUCGUGGCGGAGGCCAUAACUGGCCUGGACCACUCAGUCGGCCUGGGCGAGACAGAGGCCGGCUCUAGGAUCAUCUUACAGCUGAGCCAAUACCCUGGUCUUGUAGGGUGACAUCCACACAUUUAGACUCUUCCUUGGCUCUCUCUGCUGUCCCUGUCCCUGUCCUUUCUAUGAGUUAUCAUUAUUUCUUAUUUUAUGUCCUGAGAGCCUAGUGCUUUGCAGGCAGCAAUUCCCUCACGUUGAUCAUACGCUUUUGUAAAUCACUGCUUGUCCUCUGUCCACAACUAUUUUCUCUGCCUUCUUCUUCCUAAAAAUGAAAAAGCUUCUGGGCCAUCGCUGAGCGACAGAAAAUUUUAACUGCUUGUCCUCUGCCAAGUCUAUAUUGUAAUUGCUUU